Molecule: messenger RNA, 988 nt
Organism: Sitophilus oryzae (rice weevil)
Lineage: Eukaryota; Metazoa; Arthropoda; Insecta; Coleoptera; Curculionidae
Gene: Rab1
Product: ras-related protein Rab-1A
Exons: 7
Coding region: 195-803 (202 amino acids)
Molecular function (GO): GTP binding; GTPase activity
Source: RefSeq, a predicted model, not a curated record
GGCUGCGCUGCCACAUUGGCAUUUCAUUACGUCAGUCAUUGUUGAAGUACCAUUUUGUAUGGUAGACGUCCUAAAUUUGUGUACUUUUUACUCGAUAUUUUUACGUUUUUACUGCAAUUUACCGUGGAAAAUCGUGCAAUAACGAACAAACCACCUUUCGAAAUCAAAUUAGAAGUGAAUCAACACAACACACCAUGAAUCCCGAAUACGAUUAUUUAUUUAAACUUUUACUUAUUGGCGAUUCUGGCGUGGGCAAAUCAUGUCUCUUAUUACGAUUUGCGGACGAUACUUACACUGAAAGCUAUAUUAGUACAAUAGGAGUAGAUUUUAAAAUCAGGACUAUUGACUUAGAUGGAAAGACUAUUAAGUUGCAAAUUUGGGACACAGCGGGUCAGGAACGGUUCAGAACGAUCACCUCGAGUUACUACAGGGGGGCCCACGGUAUAAUCGUCGUGUACGACUGCACAGAUCAGGACACGUUCAACAACGUCAAACAGUGGCUCGAGGAAAUCGAACGUUACGCUUGCGACAACGUUAACAAGCUGCUGGUCGGCAACAAGAGUGAUCUGACCACGAAGAAGGUGGUCGAUUUCCAAACAGCUAAAGAAUACGCCGACCAGCUGGGCAUCCCCUUCCUGGAAACCUCGGCCAAGAAUGCGACCAACGUGGAACAGGCCUUCAUGACCAUGGCGGCCGAGAUCAAGAACAGAGUGGGUCCGCCCAGCUCAGCGGCGGAUCAGGGCGGCAAAGUCAAGUUCGACCAGAGCCGUCCGGUCGAGUCGACCAAGUCGGGAUGCUGCUGAAAGGGAUUUUUAUUUUAAUUUUUCAUUCGUGGUUUAAGUGGCGAAAACUCAUCUUUUAAUUCUUUUUUUUGUACGGUAGUCGACGACAGUGCGCUACGUGUUAUAUUAGUAAAGUAUCCGUCUACAUGUAUAGUUAUAUUUCUUUGCAAGUUCAUAUCCAAAAUAAUUGAAAUAAAUAAAAAACA